AUGAUACAUAAGCCAGUUGCCGGAUUUGGUUAGCUGUGGUACAGCUGCUCCCCUUUGUUGUCCUCCUUUACACAGACAAUAAUGCUUGCCUGACACACACUGUUCCCUCUUGGAGUCCCCUGUAUCAUUAUUCCCCCGUCCACCAGUGUAACUCUACUGCAAUGCCUUAUAUCGCAGCCCCAUCGCCUCGCCGUGCUCGUUCAUCCAAUUUGUCGGCGCGAUCAGUGACACUACCACAGCGCUUCGCAAGCCCAUCCCCCGCUCAAACCUUCGCGCGUCGUCUUCCUCUUUGUCUGGACAACCCCGGCUCCAACUCAGAGCUUCCCCAGUCACCUCUUUCAGCACGCAAUUCAAUUCCACCUUCACGUUUAUCCUCACCAAUCGCACUUCAAGACAUUCCUUACAUGUCUCUACAUUCCAAGUCGCCUACCCCCUGUAAUGCGCCACUGAAGAGGAGGACCACUCCCCGACCCUCCCGUUCGGCGAGAAGGCGCCUCCACCUGCCCCGUAUUGAUUGUCCGCUUGAUCCCUUCAGGCGUGCAGCUGUCUUCGAUCAGCUUUCGUGGAUACCCGCCCUGGACGCACCACCAUGUGUAGAACAUGAUAUUGCGGACCUCUCACAAAUACCCCUGAAAGAGGACUUCUCGCAUUCUGCACAUUCCGUACCCGCCACUGGACCAGUACGUCGAAGAAAGACGUCUAUGCGUUCAAACUCUCUCGCCUCGACUCCUAGUAACCCAACCGAUGUUUCUAUAUUACCACUCUUACCGCUCCACCCGUCCGCAUGCCCGACGACGCCACCCCCACGCAACUCUUUCGAUCCCAGUCGGGUUACUUUCCAAAAUCUUAUGCCUGUUUUCCCACAUGGUGCCAGUCCAGACAUGUCAACUUACGACACUUCUUGAGCCCUGACUCCCACCGACCGUUCCCUAACUCCUCCCUCGUUAACUUACCCCGGAUUUGGCACCUUGCUUAUCAUUAACGGACUAUCUAUCUCCGUCCAAUUCAAU
Messenger RNA from Pisolithus orientalis, 1010 nucleotides. RefSeq lists its product as uncharacterized. The transcript has 2 exons. The record is from RefSeq and is a predicted model, not a curated record. NCBI's taxonomy places the organism in Eukaryota, Fungi, Basidiomycota, Agaricomycetes, Boletales, Pisolithaceae. Bases 162 to 905 code for a protein of 247 amino acids.